This is a messenger RNA of Punctularia strigosozonata HHB-11173 SS5, 651 nucleotides long. Its product is annotated as acyl-CoA N-acyltransferase. Gene Ontology annotation, biological process: N-terminal peptidyl-glutamic acid acetylation. The record is from RefSeq and is a predicted model, not a curated record. The transcript is spliced from 6 exons. Gene Ontology annotation, cellular component: NatA complex. Bases 11 to 478 code for a protein of 155 amino acids. Gene Ontology annotation, molecular function: protein-N-terminal-glutamate acetyltransferase activity; protein N-terminal-serine acetyltransferase activity. NCBI's taxonomy places the organism in Eukaryota, Fungi, Basidiomycota, Agaricomycetes, Corticiales, Punctulariaceae.
CCGUGCCGCGAUGAACAUUAGACCUGCACGAGUAGACGAUCUUCCGGGUAUGCAGGCCUGCAACUUGCAGAACCUCCCAGAAAACUACACUAUGAAAUAUUAUCUAUAUCAUCUCUUGACUUGGCCGUCGCUCUCGUAUGUCGCUGAGGACGAGGGAAGGAUAGUCGGCUACAUUUUAGCCAAGAUGGAGGAGGAAGUAUCCGAAGGUGAAGAGGCUCAUGGACAUGUCACAUCCAUAUCCGUGCUCCGGUCCUACCGUCGCUUAGGACUAGCGAAGAAACUCAUGGUACAAUCUCAGGAAGCAAUGGCUACAGUAUAUCAAGCUGCAUACGUUUCGUUGCACGUACGAAAAUCCAACCGCGCUGCCUUGGGACUGUACCGCGAUACUCUAGGGUUUACCGUCAAAGACAUCGAAAAGAAAUAUUACGCCGACGGGGAAGAUGCAUAUGCCAUGAAAUUAUCCCUCAAGCAAGCAUGAGGGUUACGAUGAUGGAUUGGCUAGCAAUCAAAAUACGUACGUUCAAACCGCUGAUCUGUAGAGUACUGCUUGUCGAUUCAUUCCUACCUGCUUUGUAUCUCAUCGCUAUUGUUGUCUGGGGGAAAGUUCCCAUGUUCACUGAACUCCCGGGACGUGUGAAUAUCAUGUUGGCC